Anoplophora glabripennis (Asian longhorned beetle) is the source of this 4740-nucleotide messenger RNA. RefSeq names its product UDP-glucose:glycoprotein glucosyltransferase. Bases 114 to 4652 code for a protein of 1512 amino acids. The transcript has 20 exons. Gene Ontology annotation, molecular function: UDP-glucose:glycoprotein glucosyltransferase activity. Gene Ontology annotation, cellular component: endoplasmic reticulum. Lineage: Eukaryota; Metazoa; Arthropoda; Insecta; Coleoptera; Cerambycidae. The record is from RefSeq and is a predicted model, not a curated record.
UUCCAAACAUUAAUAUGAUUCUGUAAUUUUUGUGAUAUUUAAAAAACUUAAGUAUAAAAUAAAUACUGUAGUGUUACAGUAAAAGUUAGUUUUAAGUUAUAUAUUAGAUAAGAAUGAGGUUGUUAAUAAUCUGCAGUAUAUAUUUUUGUUUAUUUAUACGUAAUGUAGAACUAAAAACUAAAAAAUCUAAAUCAGUGACUACAUUAUUAGAAGCAAAAUGGGAAGUUACCCCAUUAGUCCUAGAGGUAGCGGAAUACUUAGCUGAUGAAAGUUUGGAUUUUUAUUGGAACUUUAUUGAUUCCAUCAGCUCGUUGAAUCCUCCAUUAGCGACGAUAGAAAAUGAUAGAGAGCGAUACAGUAAAGUUAUGGAUCACGCGUCUCGACUAAUCACAUCAUCACAAUUAGGUCUAUUAAAAUUAGGAUUAUCAAUGCAUAUUUACUCACCCAAGGUACAAAUGUAUGAGCAAAUAGCUCACGAAAGGAAUUUACCGUCUUGUCCCACAGUUGCCGAUGUUAAAGGAAUUUUAACUUGUGAUAUAGCAGAAUUAAAAAGAUUAAUAAAGAAUCCUUCUGGUAUAGAAAGAACAUUGGAUUUGUAUAGAGUAGAUCAUCAUUAUCCAGGGUCAGCUAAUAGGUCACUCGCUGUGGCUCUUUAUGGAGAACUAGGCACUGAAAGUUUCGCUAAAUUUCAUGCUUUACUUAAAGAAGAAGCUGUAGCUGGAAAUAUUGAUUAUGUUGUUCGAUACAGUGUUAAUAACAAGGAAAAUAAACGGCUGCGCUUGUCAGGGUACGGAGUAGAACUUCAGAUGAAAUCGACUGAAUAUAAAUCACAAGAUGAUACUCAACUACACGACGAUCCAAGUUCUGAGGAAUCUUCCCAGGAAGACGAAGAUACUGAAAUUGAAGGUUUCAACUUUGCAAAAAUAAAGCAAAUAUUCCCAGAACUGAAGAACAAUUUGGAUAAGUUUAAAUCACAUCUUGAAGAAAUGUCGAACGAAUUGGCACCAUUAAAAGUAUGGCAGUUCCAGGAUUUAAGCGUACAAGCUGCGGAGAGAAUUAUGAGUGCUCCUAAGGACGAAGCUUUAAAAGUGUUUAUCAAUAUUGCUCAGAACUUUCCAAUGCAGGCGAAAGGUUUGGCGAAGACAGUGGUAAAUCCCGAGUUAAAACGAGAAAUGAAGAAAAAUUCCGAUAUAUUUGCAUCCACCUUAAACCUCCAACCUUCGGACACAGCUCUAUUCAUCAAUGGAAUGUUUUACGAUAUUGAUUUAAUAGACGUAUACGGAAUAUUAGAGGUUCUCCGCAACGAGCUGAGGUCGAUGGAGGGACUCCACAACAUCGGGAUAACUAAUAAGAGAAUGUCAUCGUUACUAGCUUUGGAUUUUGGCGAUGAUAGUGACUCUCAGGAAUUCGCUAUUGACAUUAGAGAUUCAGCGAUUAAUUGGGUAAACGACAUAGAGCAGGAUUCUAAGUACGGGAGGUGGUCCAGUAGCCUUAUGGAAUUGCUGAGGCCUACCUUUCCGGGAAUGAUGCGCCAAGUUAGACGAAAUUUGUAUAAUUUGAUACUUAUUAUUGACCCAACUGACCCUUCGAUAAAAGAUGUCCUGAAGCUAAUAGAAUCAUUUGUAGUACACACUGCCCCCAUAAGGGUUGGUAUAGUUUUCAAAGUAAAUGAUACAACUACUUUGAAUGGUCUGCAAGAUGCUGGCAUUGCCAUGCAGUGCGCGCUAAAUUAUGUAAUGCAGAAAAAAGACGGACCUGCCGCUCUUAGUUUAGUCAGUGCCAUAUUAGGAAGAGCUAGUGAAAAAGUCACGGUGAAAGAUGUCAAGGAACAACUUAAAAAGCAGUAUGGGGAAGAUCCUGAAGAUAUUUUAGGUGAAGAUUCCGACUAUGAUUUCGGCAGACAGUUGUCGUCGGAUUUUAUAGAAAGAACGGGGUUACACACGUUUCCGCAGGUGCUAAUGAAUGGCGUCCCCUUACCUCAAAACCAAGUAAACACGGAUGAUUUCGAAGAAGCCAUCUUACAAGAAGUCAUGUCUCAAACUCCCAAGUUCCAGAAAGCAAUAUACCGGGGGAAAUUGUCGGAUACAGACGACGUAACCGAUUACAUAAUGAACCAACCCAACGUUAUGCCACGGCUGAACGAUAGAAUCCUCAACAAAGAAAAGUCUUUUUAUCUGGACAUGACCGGCUCUGCUAAUAGCAUAAAUAACGUACAAACUCUGCUGAAGCUUAGCCCUAGGGAUAUGACAGCGACUGCUGUGGAUAACUUGAAAUACUUUACCGUCGCUAAGAAAGGCAAGCUGUAUCACACUAUGACUUAUUGGAUCGUUGGUGAUUUGAACUGUGUAAAGUCUAGGACACUGCUACUGGAGGCCUUGGAACAUUUGAAAUCUGAGAGUGACGUAAGAGUCAGCUUCUUGCCAAACGUAAAUGGAGAUAAAAGUAAUCUAUUGAACAAAAUUGUAUUAGCCGCCCAGCAAGAGUUGCCUCCAGAAAAAUCGCUGAAUUUAGUUUUGUCUCUUUUGAGAGACGACAAAGCGGCAAAGCAACUGGAAAAUGGCGAAAAGUUGGACAUACCCGUCGAAGUAUCUUCCAAAACCAACGCCCAGGAGCUCAACUUGAAGAUGUUACGAGUAUACAGCCAGAAAGUUCUAAACUUUAAAGAAAGCGAAAGAGCCGUGGUAGCCAACGGAAGAGUUUUAGGCCCCUUAGAAAAUAAUGAGAGCUUCUCUAGUGAAGACUUUAAUCUUUUGGAGAGAUUCAGUUCCACCGUAUAUUUGGAAAAAAUUAACGGUGCCCUUGAGAAAAAUAGCGAUGAAGAAGACGAUAUUUCCAGUAAUACGCUACUGAAAAUAGUGUCGCUUUUGGUCUCAAGGCCGCAGACGAGGUCACGAUUCGACAUCAACUUCGGAGGAGACGAAUAUUCGGUAGUGAAAAUACCUGCUGCACAUCCUGAUCAAGUAGCUUUCGAUAUAGUAGCGGUAGUCGAUCCGGUUUCGAGAGGAGCACAGAAACUGGGGCCCAUUCUGCAGGUACUGCAGGAGGUGUUGAACUGCGAUAUAAGAGUGUUCUUGAAUUGCGUCGAGAAGAACAGCGAUAUGCCAGUGAAAAGUUUUUAUCGGUUUGUUUUGGAACCUGAGGUACAGUUCAGCGAUGACGGCAAACAACUUCCCGGUCCCAUAGCAAGGUUUAAUAACAUGCCGACCUCCCCACUUUUAACUCAGAACUAUCACGUUCCCGAGAACUGGUUGGUAGAGGUUGUGAGAUCCGUUUAUGAUUUGGAUAAUAUUCGGUUAGAGAACGUAGACAGCAAUGUACACAGCGAGUACGAAUUAGAGCACCUUCUUCUCGAGGGCCACUGUUUCGAGCAGAAUACGGGAAGCCCACCCAGAGGUUUACAAAUAACUUUGGGUACGGAGAGCAGGCCCGUUAUCAUGGACACCAUCGUCAUGGCUAAUCUUGGGUAUUUCCAACUGAAAGCUAACCCGGGCGCUUGGAUCCUCCGUUUGAGGCAAGGCAGAAGCGCAGACAUCUACGACAUAGUCAGUCACGACGGCACGGACAGCCCGGCGAAUUCAAGUGAUAUUAAGGUACUUCUAAGUUCCCUGAGGUCUCACAUAGUCAAAUUGAGGGUCCAGAAGAAGCCGGACAAGUUAAAUGUGGAUUUGUUGGCCGAGGAUGACACGAACUCUGGAAUUUGGAAUUCGAUAACGAGUUCCUUCACCGGCAAUGAAGAGGAAACAGAUGAAAAACUUAACAUAUUCUCUUUGGCCUCUGGUCAUCUGUACGAACGGUUCCUUAGAAUCAUGAUGUUGUCGGUGCUCAAACACACUAAAACACCUGUGAAAUUUUGGUUUUUAAAAAAUUAUCUGUCGCCUCAGAUCAAGGACUUCUUACCUUAUAUGGCCAAAGAAUACGGUUUUGAAUACGAACUGGUCCAGUACAAAUGGCCGAGGUGGUUGCACCAACAAACAGAAAAGCAACGCAUAAUCUGGGGUUAUAAAAUUCUCUUCUUAGACGUCCUUUUCCCUCUAGAUGUAAAGAAGAUAAUUUUCGUCGAUGCCGAUCAGGUCGUUAGGGCAGAUUUGAAAGAACUUCAGCAACUAGACUUAGGGGGAGCCCCUUAUGGUUACACUCCCUUCUGCGAAUCCCGCAGGGAAAUGGACGGUUUCAGGUUCUGGAAACACGGUUAUUGGAAGAACCACUUACAGGGCAGGCGCUACCACAUCUCGGCCUUGUACGUGGUAGAUUUGAGGAGGUUUAGGAGGAUAGCAGCGGGCGAUAGGUUGAGGGGGCAGUACCAAGCUCUCAGUCAGGACCCCAACAGUCUCUCUAAUCUAGACCAAGACUUGCCGAAUAACAUGAUACAUCAAGUGGCGAUUAAAUCGUUGCCCCAGGAAUGGCUGUGGUGCGAGACGUGGUGCGACGACUCUUCGAAGGAGAUAGCUAAAACCAUAGAUUUGUGUAAUAAUCCAAUGACGAAAGAAGCCAAGUUAACGGCAGCUGUAAGGAUAUUGCCCGAGUGGAAGGGAUAUGAUGAAGAAAUUCGAGAGUUGCAGAAAAAAAUCGAUUCUGGUUUAUUAGAUGCCGAUCCAGCCGAAAAUUCAGAUGUAGAUGAAAAAGAGAGGACUGAUAUACAUUCGGAAUUAUGAUAGGCAAAUUCAAUUUAUGUACAAAGUUUUUUUUAAUAAUUUGUAAACUGUAAUAUAUUUACACGUUUUUAAAUUAUAAGUAUUCAAA